Messenger RNA from Pseudonaja textilis, 1929 nucleotides. RefSeq names its product transmembrane protein 115 (gene TMEM115). Gene Ontology annotation, biological process: retrograde vesicle-mediated transport, Golgi to endoplasmic reticulum. The record is from RefSeq and is a predicted model, not a curated record. Gene Ontology annotation, cellular component: Golgi apparatus; membrane. Lineage: Eukaryota; Metazoa; Chordata; Lepidosauria; Squamata; Elapidae.
GAGCGACUGGGCAGGUGGGCGAGAGCUCUGCUUCCGGCGAAGGCAGGCCGAAGCUAGGCCUUCCUUAGAAACCUUCCGCCCCUGCCGUCGGGUUGAAUGAGGGUGCGAGUGCCUCCUCCUCCUCCUCCUGCUGCUGCUGCUGCCAAACGGCCCAGUCGAGCCCUCGCCGUCUGUUAGGCGCUAUAAGGCCAGCCUCUCCCCCGCCACCCACGCCCGAGAAGCCGCUUUGGCUGUGCCGGUCUCCUUCGGUGGGACGAGGUCGUAAAAGUGCUGCGGGGAAGAAAGGGAUUCCGCGGCCGCAGAAGCGAGGGGGAAAACUGGAGCGGAUGCCCUCCAUUUCGAACCGGACUCCCAACUCCGUUUGGGUGCGAUGUGGGAAAAGAUGACGGAGCGGAGCGGGCGUUUGCGUUGAGCAACGAGAAGGGCUUCCGGGCCAGCGGAUCUUGCCCCCCCGAACUAAGCCAGAUCCUUGGAUCGAAUUCUCUGGACUGGUGGGACGGCGGCUUGGAGGGGAAACAUGAACAGAUACCUCCCGGUAGCACGGCAGCAUUUCCUGGCUGUGUUAGCCAGCACCAGUGUAGUCGUGAAAUCUAUAUGUGCCAUUGUCAUUUUGCUCUACCUUCUCUCCUUUGCUGUAGACACGGUCUUUGGACUUGGGGUUACCCCCGGAUAUCUCUUCCCACCCAACUUUUGGAUAUGGACGCUGGCAACCCACAGCCUGGUGGAAAAGCAUAUUUGGGAUGUGGGCGUAAGCCUGACCACGAUAGUGGUGGCAGGGAGGUUGCUGGAGCCGCUCUGGGGUGCCCUGGAACUGUUGAUCUUCUUUGCAGUGGUGAAUAUCUCCGUUGGGCUUCUGGGGGCCUUUGCUUAUCUUCUUACUUACAUGGCGACCUUCAGUCUGCCUUACUUGUUUUCUGUUCGCAUUUACGGAAUGCUGGGUUUCCUUGGCGGUGUCUUAGUGGCCCUCAAGCAAACCAUGGGUGACAGUACUGUUUUAAAGAUACCUCAGGUGCGAAUGAAAGUGGUCCCCAUGCUCUUGCUUCUCGUUCUUUCAGUGUUGAGACUGACCACUCUUGUUGAAAGCAACAUUUUGGCUUCUUAUGGUUUUGGGGUCCUUUCCAGUUGGAUAUAUCUGCGUUUUUACCAGAGGCAUAGCCGAGGGCGUGGCGAUAUGUCAGACCAUUUUGCAUUUGCCACCUUCUUCCCCGAGAUCCUACAACCUGUGGUUGGUUUGCUGGCCAAUCUGGUGCACACCAUCUUAGUGAAAGUGAGAGUCUGCCGGAAAACAGUGAAACGUUAUGAUGUUGGAGCCCCUUCUUCUAUUACUAUCAGCUUGCCUGGAACAGAUCCUCAGGAUGCUGAACGAAGGAGACAACUGGCUCUAAAAGCACUGAAUGAACGAUUGAAGCGUGUGGAAGAUCAGUCAGCCUGGCCCAGUAUGGAGGAUGAAGAUGAAGAAAAUACCAAGGCCGAUACUCCCUUGCUACCCGAAAAGAGCCGGGACUCUGCCAGUGUUGGAAAAGCUACCAGCCAAGAAUCCAGCCUCAUUACCUUUGAAGAUGCCCCCUCUCAGUUGUGACGAUGAAGCAUUUGCAUCGCCUGCCUGCUCCUGCAUAUCAGAGCUGCUAAUGGUCCUUCACCUGCCCUCCCUUGUAGCAUUCCCUGUUUUGCAGGAACAAAACACUAUGCCUCCUGGCUACUUCCUCCAACAUUUGUGAGCCACCUGUGGUUUUGCCAGGUCUUAGGACUCUUUUGGUGAAAACUGAAUUGUCAAACUGACCUGAGAAGUUGUUUCAUCUCUUCAAGAAGGUGUUGAAAUUAAGAACUUCUCAGAACUGGCAGGGGAGGAAGGAGGAUAUAGCUCAAUAAGGAGCAUCUCCUUAAAAAGACCUAUAAAAUUUGCCCCAGCCUACAGCUGCCAUUGUGGCU